Molecule: messenger RNA, 3362 nt
Organism: Scatophagus argus
Lineage: Eukaryota; Metazoa; Chordata; Actinopteri; Scatophagidae
Gene: snx18a
Product: sorting nexin 18a
Exons: 2
Coding region: 353-2128 (591 amino acids)
Biological process (GO): endocytosis; endosomal transport; mitotic cell cycle
Cellular component (GO): plasma membrane; cytoplasmic vesicle
Molecular function (GO): phosphatidylinositol binding; protein binding
Source: RefSeq, a predicted model, not a curated record
CGGUUGCUGCGCAGCGCGUGAAGACAGAAGCGUCCGGCUCGGAUCGGAGGGAGAGUGAAGAGGCACAGAUAAGUGUUGUUGUAGCCGAAAUCACCUUCUGUCCAGUUCACACGCUGCAGCCACUGGGUUGAAAACACCGCAGUUGCCUCUCGGGUUUUACCAAGAAGAGGGACCGCUUCGGGGUGGGAUAAAAACAGGAUUUUCCCAGACGGCGAGAAGUUUGUGCGCGGAGUUUCAAGAGGAGUUUCGGGUGACUGAGCUAGUCUGGCUGUCCGCUGCGCUUCCCUCCUGCCCCGGUCAGCCAGCCAUAAGUUAGUCCGCUAUCCUGGUGUUCUUCUAGCUGACGUGAAUCAUGGCGCUCAGAGCCAGGGCGCUGUAUGACUUCAACUCUGAAAACCCAGGGGAGGUGUCGGUGAGGGAGAACGAAAUCCUAACUUUGUACAGCGAACAGGACAUUGACGGCUGGUUUGAGGGGGCGAACAGCAAAGGGGAGAGGGGAUUGUUCCCCGCUUCCUACGUGGAGAUCCUGAAGAACGACGCCGCCUCCACGUUCAACAACAACAGCUGCACCACAUCUGGGGACACUUACCCGGACUCCCGAUACGCAAACAUCCCAUCCGGAGGCUUUGACGGCUCUUAUAAGCCUCAGAAUAAAGUUGAGAACCUUUCUAAAUCUUCUUCGCCCGGUUUUACCUCUUUCACUCAACAGCAGCAGCAACCACAGCAAGUGAACACUUACCAGCAGCAGCCCAGCCACGGGAGCGAUGAUGACUGGGACGAUGACUGGGAUGACAGCUCUACUGUCGCAGAUGAGCCAGGGACUGUAGGAGGAAGGUAUCAUGACUUUGAGGGCAAUGGGCCAUCCACUUACAGAGUGUCAACGUCCUCAAUGUCAAGAGGUAAUGCACAGCAUGCAAAAAGCUCUGCCACAGUCAGUAGAAACCUGAACAGGUUUUCAACCUUUGUGAAGUCAGGAGGAGAGGCGUUUGUGCUCGGCGAGGCAGCAGGCUUCGUGAAGGAUGGAGAUAAGAUCUGCGUGGUAAUGGGUCAGUAUGGUCCCGAGUGGCAGGAGAACCCGUACCCAUUCACUUGCACAAUUGAUGACCCCACUAAACAGACAAAGUUCAAGGGUAUGAAAAGUUACAUCUCCUAUAAGCUGACGCCCACCCACACACAAAACCAGGUGAACAGGAGGUAUAAGCACUUUGACUGGCUGUACGCUCGACUGGUGGAGAAAUUUCCUGUUAUAUCAGUGCCACACAUACCCGAGAAGCAGGCCACAGGGCGCUUUGAAGAGGACUUCAUCUCCAAGAGGAGGAAAGGCCUCAUAUGGUGGAUGAACCACAUGACCAGCCACCCCGUCCUGGCCAGGUGUGAUGUCUUCCAGCACUUCCUCACCUGCAACAGCACAGACGAGAAGGCCUGGAAGCAGGGUAAGAGGAAGGCGGAGAAGGACGAGAUGGUUGGAGCCAACUUUUUCCUCACUAUCAGCACCCCUGCAGCUCCGCUUGACUUCCAGGAGGUCGAGAGCAAAAUAGAUGGCUUCAAGACUUUCACCAAAAGGAUGGACGAUAGCACCUUGCAGCUCAAUGCCACGGUCAGUGAGUUUGCCCGCAAGCAGAUCAGCGGCUUUAAGAAGGAGUAUCAGAAAGUGGGGCUGUCAUUCAGGGUCCUCAGCCAGGCCUUUGAAAUGGACCAGCAGGCGUACUCUGCUGGACUCAACCAGGCUAUCUCCUUCACUGGGGAGGCGUACGAAGCCAUUGGAGAGUAUUUUGCUGAGCAGCCCAGCAAGGAUCUGGACCCGAUCAUGGAUUUGUUAGGUCUUUACCAAGGACACCUGGCAAACUACCCAGACAUCAUACAUGUCCAGAAAGGAGCCCUGACGAAGGUGAAGGAGAGCCAGAAGCACGUGGAGGAGGGCAAGAUGGACCCGGCACAGGCGGAAGGCAUCAACGAGCGCUGCAACAUCAUCUCCUGUGCCACGCUGGCGGAGAUCCAGCACUUCCACCAGAUCCGAGUGCGUGACUUCAAGGCACAGAUGCAGCACUACCUACAGCAGCAGAUCGCCUUCUUCCAAAAAGUCACAGGCAAGCUAGAGGAGGCUCUGCAGAAAUACGACAACGCGUAAUAGAACGCUUGUAUCUGCUUGUUGGUAUCGACCUUGGUGAUCCAUGAUCGUGCACCUCCAUCAGCCAGCCGGUGAAGUUCAGCAAACAGCCAGCAUACUGCUGAAUGCUGUUCAUCCAGCAGGGAGGGACAUUCAAGGAGAUCACGCUCCAGUUAUAAAGACAAAUCCAGGUUUCUGUGUGUGUUGGCCACUUAUUUGCAGACUGGGUAUCCUUGUUUAAUAGAGGACGUGUAAUUUAAUGAAGUUAGGCUGACUUGUAAUGCAGACAACAGUCUUUUACCUUUAGAUUUGAUGGGAAUUGGUGAUAAUAAUGGCACACCAAUAGGUUGGGUGCAUGGGUGAAUUCAGUCUAAUCAAUGUAAUGACCUGCAGAGAACCUUGUAUUCGCUGCUGUCUACAUGGUGCAAGAUUUCAUAUAUCAAGUGUUUUUAGCCUUACAACGCUGUUUUUAAAGGACUGUUUUUAAGUGACUGCCUCUCCAGGAGCAGCAAUGCUCCAGUGGCUAACACACUGCCUUCUGGAAAUACUCAAGCCCCUCCUGGUCUCUCUCUCUCCUUGGACAAACAGUACAAAAUGUUUACAGUCUCCUUGCUGAGCAGCCACUGUUACCACUGUCUCGCUGUGCCUUCUGAUUAUGUCUCUCUGGUCAUUUUUGUUACUCGUUACUAAAAAAAAAAAAAAAGCCUUAUAUACUGUAAAUGUAGGAAUAUAUUCUAUUUGUUUUUAGAAAGCCACAAAUUUUGCAGUCUUUGGGAAAAAAAAACAAAAGAUCACUGUGGUCUUUUAUGGGAGAUAAUAUUGUUUCAUUUUCUUUUGUUUUUUCCCCCCACUGGCCCUGGUAUUGAUUUUCAGUGCUCACAGUGUGACAAAUUCAGGAUCAAGAAAGGGUUACCUGCUUUGACAGUAGGAUCCCAUGCAUUACACAUGGCACAGCCAGCACUGGUGCUGAUUUAAACAUGCAGAAUUUAAGGGACGGGUACAAUGCACACUUGAUGUGUCGGUUACUGAAUUUAUGACGACAAAACUUUGGUUUUGAGGCUUAGUUUUGGGUUGGUGUUCAGAGGGAGGCUGUUAGAGGGUACGGGGCUCCUCAUCUGUUUUAAUAAUGCAGUCAUUUAAAUAGCACACUUCUAGACAGUUCAGCUGUACUGCUGUUUGUAACCUUUAUGAUGUUGGUUGCAUCAUGAAGAGAUUAACAUAGAAGCAGAGACAAAAAUAAAUUUCUCCUUCACAC